CAGAUGGCGCACGUGAGCGUGACACCUUGACCCUUUUCACCCCAAAGCAUCAUGGCGGCAGUUGUGACUUUCCUUCGCAGACUUUCGACAAUAACACCGUUGAAGAAGGGCGUUUUGCAGAGAUAUCCAACCUGCAUCAGAACAAUGUCAGGAGCAGUUCCACAGGGAGUCAGUGAGAGACUCUGGAGUCUUGGAAAACUGAACCAUGUCGCCAUCGCUGUUCCAAAUUUAGAAAAUGCAACAGCCCUGUACAGAGAUGUCAUGGGAGCCAAAGUAAGCGAGGUUACGCCAUUGCCAGAACAUGGUGUAUACACAGUCUUUGUUGAGCUGGGAAACACAAAACUGGAGUUACUUCAUCCUCUUGGGGAAAAAAGUCCCAUUGAAGGGUUUUUGAAGAAGAAUGCUGCUGGAGGAAUUCAUCAUAUUUGUAUUGAGGUUGAUAACAUCACAGAAGCAGUGAAACAGCUGACGUCCAGUCACAUUCGUGCCCUGAACCCUGAGCCAAAGAUCGGAGCCCACGGGAAGCCUGUGGUGUUCCUACAUCCUAAAGACUGUAAUGGUGUUCUGCUGGAACUGGAGGAGGCGUAGACACAGUGGUGUGAAGAUUUAAGGAAUAUCACACAUGUGGCACAUUAAACACUGGUGUUGUAUUGAA
Molecule: messenger RNA, 655 nt
Organism: Branchiostoma belcheri (Belcher's lancelet)
Lineage: Eukaryota; Metazoa; Chordata; Leptocardii; Amphioxiformes; Branchiostomatidae
Product: methylmalonyl-CoA epimerase, mitochondrial-like
Exons: 7
Coding region: 52-588 (178 amino acids)
Biological process (GO): L-methylmalonyl-CoA metabolic process
Cellular component (GO): mitochondrion
Molecular function (GO): methylmalonyl-CoA epimerase activity
Source: RefSeq, a predicted model, not a curated record